Messenger RNA from Nothoprocta perdicaria, 5076 nucleotides. It is a transcript of the gene OVCH1, whose product is annotated as ovochymase 1. The transcript is spliced from 22 exons. Gene Ontology annotation, molecular function: serine-type endopeptidase activity. Gene Ontology annotation, biological process: acrosome reaction; proteolysis. Lineage: Eukaryota; Metazoa; Chordata; Aves; Tinamiformes; Tinamidae. The record is from RefSeq and is a predicted model, not a curated record. The coding region runs from base 14 to 2908 and encodes 964 amino acids.
GCUGUCCCUGCUCAUGCCCCUUCUCCCAUCCCCUCUCCCGUGGUGCGCUGGGGCACCUCUGGACACCAUCCUGCUGAAGGGACUGGAGGGAGAGCAGCUGUCCUCUUCUUGGCCACGGAGCCAGAAGCCUGAAACUGCCCCUCUCUCCAAGCUGACCAGCCUASAGAAAAAGACACCCGACCUGAAAUGUGGACUUCGUCCUAUUGAUCUGAAGAGCCCAGAGGAUUUUCUACCACUUGGCUCCUUCUCUCGGAUUGUUGGUGGGAGAGACUCWGUUCCUGGAGGACACCCUUGGCAGGUGUCCCUCAAACUGGGCCGUUUCCAUUUCUGUGGUGGCAGCCUAGUCCGAGAAGACGUGGUCAUCACUGCAGCUCACUGCAUGGCCAACCUGGAGCAGAAGCUGCUGGGGCGGCUGGUGGCGACGGUGGGCGAGCACGGGCUGCGGCGGGCGGACCGCGAGGAGCAGAGCAUCCCUGUGGCGCGCRUCGCCGUCCACCCGGGCUUCGAGGCGCGGCGCUACCCGGAGCGCGACGUGGCCGUGCUGCGGCUGCAGCGCCCGGCGCGACGCGGGGACGAGGUUCACCCCAUCUGCCUUCCGCACAGGGAUGAGGACUUUGAGCCUGGGACCCUGUGCGUGGCUAGUGGCUGGGGCAAAAUGUCAGAGGGCUCCGGGCGGCCUGCGGCCGUGCUGCAGGAGGUGGAGCUGCCCCUGGUCGACGGCGACGCCUGCGGGGCCCUGCUGCGGGACGCGGGCCUGCCGGCGCCGCCGCGCGGCUCCGUGCUCUGCGCCGGCUUUCCCGAUGGCGGCAAGGACGCCUGCGAGGGUGACUCUGGAGGCCCCCUCGCGUGCAUGAGACCCAGCGGCGCCUGGACCUUGGCCGGCGUGGUGUCCUGGGGGGUGGGCUGUGCCAGGGCCUGGGGUACCCCAUGGGGACACACCGCGGACCGGGGCUCCCCAGGCGUCUUCUCCCGGGUGGCUGCGUUCAUGGACUUCAUUGCUCAGCACAUGACAGCUGCUGCUGUGCCCAACCCUCUUCCCAUGCCAGCUCAGUGCAGUUCCCAAGGCAUACCGGUUUUUGGAGAAAAUGGUCGCAUUCAGUAUCCMCAGGCUUUGGAGGAUAAUUACCCUGACAACAGCCUGUGCAUUUGGAAUAUAACAGUGCCAGAAGAGAAGAUCAUCUUGAUACACUUCACCAAGCUAGAUGUAGAGAGUCAAGUUGGAUGUGAGUGUGAUUACGUCUCCAUCUACUCGAGUAGAAGAGAAUUAAUCAGUAAGAUGUGUGGGGACGUGCUGCCGGCCCCUCUGCUGGUAGAGUCAGACAGAGCCACCGUCACGUUUGUUUCUGAUGGAGACAAUACUGGCCGUGGAUUUGAGCUCGCCUUCACGGCCGUCCCCAAGGAAUCUGAAGCAGGUUCAGGCUGUGGGAGUGUGGCAAUCCUAGUGGAAGAGGGAAGGAUUGAUACUGCUAAUUACCCUGGCUUGUAUCCCAGGAACACAGAGUGCCACUGGCUCAUUGAGGCUCCAAUAGAGAAUACCAUAAAGCUGGAGUUUGAAGACUUUGCUGUAGAACCGAGUCCGAGCUGUAUUUAUGAUGCAGUUACUSUUUACAGCGAUGCUGAAGAAGAAAACCAGUUAGCUAAUCUCUGUGGAUUCUCCAUUCCUAAACCCGUAGUGAGCCCUGAGAAUACAAUGCUGGUGCAUUUUGAGAGUGAUGGAGAGAACAGCUUCAGAGGAUUCAGAGCCAGGCUCACUUUUGUUCAUUCAGGAGAAGUGGAAAGGGAAAACUUAGAAUCAACUACUGUGCCAACAUUGCCUCUGAAAGAGCUCCCCUUGGGUGCCUGCGGUCUCCCUGCACUCGCUCCGUGGUGGCUGUUCCAGCGCCUUACAGGGAGCGAAGAGGCCUGUCCCCUCUGCUGGCCUUGGCACGCGGCCCUGAAGCUCCUUGGAGGCUACCGGUGCRACGGGGCUGUUGUGAGCCCCGCGUGGCUGCUGACGAGCGCCCGCUGUGCGCGCCUAUCCAAUAACCCCUUGCACUGGACUGUGACAGUAGGAGACCAUGACAGAGGCCUGAGAGAGUCAACAGAACAGAGGAGGCGCGUGAAGACCAUCGUGGUGCAUCCCGAUUUUGACCCAGCGAGCUACGACUCUGACGUUGCCCUGGUUCAGCUAGAGGCUCCUCUGGAGUACAGCGCUGCGGUGAGGCCAGUGUGCUUACCCCACAGAACGGAGACCUUGCCUUCCUCUUCCCUCUGUGCUGUGUCUGGAUGGGGGAUCACUGAAGAAGCAGAUGGGAGCCAAGCUAAGCGACUGCAGCAGAUGCAAGUUCCUGUACUUGAAAAUGAAGUCUGUGAGAGGAACUACUACUUAAGUCACCCUGGAGGGAUCACAUCGAGGAUGCUUUGUGCAGGCUUUGCUUCUGCUGGAGGGCAGGACUCCUGUCAGGGAGUCUCUGGUGGCCCWUUGGUUUGCAGCAAGGAAAAUGGACCAUUUGUUCUUCAUGGCAUUGCCAGCUGGGGAGUUGGCUGUACCAGACUAAAGAAGCCAGGAGUCUACUCAAGAGUGAUGGCUUUCCUGGACUGGAUCAGGCUAACCAUGAAAGGGGUUGAAGAGAACGUACUGCAGGGAAGCGAUGAUGGGCUCGGGACCUCGGCAUGGGAACAGCCAACAAGUGUGCCCCAAACGUACACAAACUUCGUGGGAGAAGCAUGCAAACAAGGAUGCAUGUCAGAAGUGGAGUCGGAAGAGCCCAGGAGCUUUAUCACGGCUACUUCAUCGUCAAGAUAUGUGGAAAGCAGAGAGCACUUGGAUGCUCUGACUGUCUCUGAAGGGCAUGGCGAAGAUUAUAGCAAAGCAUCUGUCAAUGCUAACACCACUGAGCUGUCAGGAGGAGCUUCUUGGGAUUUAUGAAGAGAGCCAAAGAGGAGGAAAAGUGCAGGGGAACAAACAAUCCAAGCGAGGCUGUUCAGACCUAGAUUUUUUUUUUUUUGCUUGGGCUAAUUUCAGAAAGUGCUUCUGUUGUCAGUUGUAUGGCUCUGCAGCCUUGAGUCAAACCCUGCAGCCUGGGCUAUCUGAGUGUAAGUUAACCCCCUUGUUCCCUUUGUAAGCAGGCUGCCUUGAGAGGGAGAGAACAGCCAUUAGUCAUCUGUGAUGGAAGGUAAAAGAGGCUAUUGCUGGGCAAAGCUGGGGCAUUCAGGCAAGCCAUGGGAAGGGACUUGUCCAUGGAAGGGACUUGUGACCCACACUAGCAGCUUUUAUUCAGUGACACUUGCCCCUUCCCUUCCUUUCUACCUCCAGAAGCCUUUGGCUGUAGUGAAAUGCAAAGGCAGUAAGUAUUACCUAAGUCUUGGAAAUGGAAUAAAUGGAAUUGGACCCAGUGUUAGGGUCUGGGGAGUAUGAGUGUGACUUUUUACAUGAGGUGCAGAACACCACAGCUUUCCCCCAUGCUCCUUCAGACCCCGCUGAGGUCCAGCCUACUCACUGAAACAUGCAACCUGCAGAAGUAAGAGAAGGCUGAAGAAAAAUGAAGGCAAGAGCUUGAAUGUUGUUCUAAAAAUUAUUUUUUCUGAGGCCUGUGUCUUCACAGGUGUGCAUGCAGACUGUGAACUUGGCCCCAAAGUGCUGGGGUCAAAUGCUGUUUGCUUCCUCUUCUGGAGGCUCUGUGUGAAGAGCUGGGGUAGUGGAAAAGUCAAAGAGGAGAAGAUGCAGAGCAGUAAUAUACUUGUACAGCUGCUUGAAAUGGCAACUUCAAGGCUAACUUUCUUGACUAUUGUGCAAACUGCAUACUAUGAAAAUACUUAUGCAUCAAUAAAGUCAAUCCUGUACUGCACUUUGGGAUGGAAGGGAGAAUAAUGCUGCCUACAUGUGCACAAAUGAUAGGUGCUAAUUUAGCUGCUCCCCCUAAAGCAUUGGAGCUGUCAUAGCUCCUUCAACUGCUGUUUCAGUGUCUGCAGAGGUAAAGAACAAAACAGACUGAGGAGUUUUAUUAUUAUGAACACUGAAGAAAGGUUGGUGCCUUUAGACUAAGAAUGGCAAGUGAAGAUUAUUAGUUUUUACAACAGAGAAAUGAGUUGGCAUAAACUGACACAAAAUGUAAAUGGGAUGGGAAAGCAAGGGUAAAGGAAGAGAAGAAGAAUGGUGAAGGCUGAAUCUUGAAGAUGUUAUAUUAAGUGUGCUUAAUAAUAUUCAGUUUGGGAAAAUGAUCCUUUUCCUGGUCUUCCCUUUCAUCAAGGUGAGGGUUUCUCUGCAUUUUGUUUGUGGAGAUGUAAUUUAUUGUGACUAUAGGAUGUAUUAGUUGCACAGAAGCAUUUUUCCUGGGCAGACACUUGAAGGUCUAGAACUUGUUCUCUACCUACUUUCAAAAUUAAGCAGUGCCUCUGCAGAGAACAGUUUUCAGAUAAUAGCUGUUCUGUGUAGACCCUUGUCAGCUUGCAUCACACAACUGCUGAGGGCUAAUGCUCUGCAGAAGAGCACCCAUUUAACUAACCCUCGCUCUUAGAUAAGGGUUUAUGUGUAUGAUCAUCAUUGCUCUUAUACUAGAAAAAUAUCCGUCUGCCAAAACACCGAAACUUGAACAACAUUGCCUCUUUAUAAUGAAAUAAGCCAGCAAUUUUUCAGGAAAAGUUCUUUAAAGGAAGGUGCUAGGUGUGUGCAUAUAUAUACACUUAUUAUUUUCUUGAAAGAGUAUCUAAAAUUCAGCGUGUAAGUUCUCUUUGAGGCAGGCUAGAGAAGGGAAAGAUGGGGUAAGGAGCUCUUGGAGUACUUCACAACUAUCUUCCAAGAAUUUAUUUUUAAAAGUACACACAAAAAUUGUUGAAAGUAUCCCCAUUACACCUGAGAAUAACCAUUUAACUAUCACAACUAUUUAUAUGAAGGACAGAGGAAAAUACUAUCAGAAAUAUAGCCCUAAUCUAAACUUUUUCUUGGGGCAGUAGCUCUCUUGAGCUUCUUCCAGAAUACACGCAGGGCUAUGCUGUAAUGGCAUUUGUUAUGGCUGGCAGUUUUUCAGGUUUGGAUAUAUUCAGCUCUUCUUAUCGCUACUCCCAUGCCAACAGCUAGAAACAGCCUGACUUUUUUCU